CUUGGAGUUGUGCUACAGGGAAGUGGCUUCAGCCUGAAAACAAACUGGUUGCCUGUUUGCUGGUCAUAGAGGGGAAGAAACUAAUGUAAAUGCAGGUGACCAUGCAGAAUGCAGUUCAGGUGUGGUUUGGAGAUGAUCUUCCCUUAAGUCCCCGAAGUCCUCUGACUCCCAGGCACGGGCCGGGUUUGGCAGAUGUCUGCCUGUAUGACCAGUGGAUAUCUGUGCGCCAUGAAGCAACUUUGGUGCCUAUGCAAGAAGAUCUGUCCAUUUGGCUGUCUGGCUUGCUGGAAAUGGAAGUCAAAGCAGAACAAUUGCUAGAAGAACUUGAUAAUGGGGUAUUACUCUGCCAAUUGGUUGGUGUUCUUCAAAACACAAUUAAAAAGUGUUGUAGCUCAAAUAACUUAAGGAAUUUUCCUAUGAGAAAAGUUCCAUGUAAGAAGGAUGCCCCAUCAGGAUCUUUUUUUGCCAGAGAUAAUACAGCCAACUUUCUGAACUGGUGUAGGGCUAUUGGAGUUGAAGAGACUUAUCUAUUUGAAUCUGAAGGUUUAGUUUUACACAAGGAUCCAAGACAAGUGUAUCUUUGUCUGUUGGAAAUCGGACGCAUUGUAUCCAAGUAUGGAGUUGAACCUCCUGUACUUGUAAAACUAGAGAAGGAAAUUGAGCUAGAAGAAACCCUGCUGAUGACCUCUGGGCCACCAUCACCAGUUAGCACAGCAAAGUCAUGUUGUCACCAUGGGGAGCUACACGAGGCAGUAAAACAUAUUGCAGAAGAUCCUCCCUGCAGUUGUUCCCAUCGGUUUUCAAUUGAAUACUUAUCGGAGGGACGUUAUAGACUGGGAGAUAAAAUACUCUUCAUCAGAAUGCUACAUGGCAAGCAUGUGAUGGUACGUGUUGGUGGAGGCUGGGACACGCUUCAAGGUUUUCUGCUCAAAUAUGAUCCAUGCCGAGUGCUUCAGUUUGCAACUCUGGAACAAAAAAUCCUGGCCUUUCAGAAAGGGGUCACCAGUGACAGCAUCCCUAACUCAUCAGCUAGGAAUCAGGAGCCUCCUGUUAUGAAUCCAAUGUCAGCUGUCAAUAUGUUUCAAAAGCAGCCAUCAAAAGUCUCUACUCCUGUUUUAGCUCCUGGGGCCGGUGCCAAGAAGGCUUCAUCUAAACAUCCUCAGUCCCCUGCCCUGACAUCACCAAGAGUGCCAGUGCCCCCAUCUUCCACAGCCAAGUCAUCAACAGUCAGGUCCAAAUUACAAGGGUCUUCAGCGACAGGUGUGCGAUCUCCUUUCAAACCAUUAGCUGGCACCUCAAAGAAACUGGAGUCUCCUGCGUGCAGCUCACCAGCUUCUGUUCCUUCACAACCUGUAAGCAAAAGUUCUUCAUGUACAGGAACAAGAACAGCUCCAGUUCCCCCCGAAACCAUGCGCAAACGGAUUUGGUCCCCCGAUGCUCCCAAGGUGAAAUCUGCCCUUCCUCGAGGCUCCCCAGCACCAGCGCUCCAUCCUACCCUGUCAUCCUCCAAAAAACAGCCGUCUCAUCUGUCUGAGACAGCUGAAAUGAAGGCUUCAAAACAGAAGCGUGUCCCUGCUAAAUGCAAGCCUGUAUCUGUCACUAAAACCAAAGCGAAUACAGUCACUCCAAGGGCUGCUCGGCCGCCUGUGACAAAUCUGCGUGCUGUUGCGAAGUUUGCACAUUCUCAGCAGCUCCUUGCAAAACCUCCUUCUGAAAAUGCUAUUCAGAUCUCGGGAGCUGUGUCUCAGCAUCCUCAGAAAGCCCCACGAACAGCUUCUGACCUGGCAAGGAAUUUGAAAAGUGCUUCGGUCCUCUCUGCUUCUGCACCUUCCCUUGCAGUUAGCAAAGCGUCAAAGUCACCACCUUCAUUGAUACCUACAAGCAAAAAUGUAUCCUCAGCUGUCAGUAAACAGCCAAAUAUCAGUAAUCCCCCUCUGGUUGGGCCCUCUUUAUCCAAACCUCCUGAACGCACCCCCUUAUCUGUUGUACGACUUCCUCAAACUUCUGCCAAAGUGGCAGUGACCAAAAAGUCAGCACAGCCUUCCACGAAAGGUCAGUCUUCAGCCAAAAACUUGCAAACAAACAAAAGCUUGGCCCUAGCAGCCAAGAAGCCUCUCCCGAAGGAACAAUCAUGUUACAAAGGAAUACCUGGUGUGUCAAAAGUUCCUCUUACGAAGAGUAGGCAAGAUGAUCACUACUUUGUUAUGACAGGGAGUAAAAAGCCCAGAAAGUAAACUUCUUUUGUUCAAAAUAAGUUUAUGAAACACUGAGGACAAGAAAAAAAUGUUAAAUAACACUAUAAUUAACUGAAAUAUUAGGUAUAACUUAACAUUUUGCUGCAUGAUUUACUGUAAGAACUGUGUUUAUUUUGCGGUUAGAAACUUCUAUUUGGAUAUAUUUAAAAAUGAGCUUGCUUGCUGUGUAGCACUGUGGAAUAGAAAAUAUUCCUGACCUGCUGUAAGAAAGGUGGGUGUGCUGGUUUAAAAGUAAACUGGCGGUAGAAAUGAAUCAAAGAGAGAUUACAAGUCAGGGUUACAAUUUACUAAAAAAAGAUUACAAUAAAUUAAAUGAUACAGAGAAAACUGGUUUUCACACCCAACAAACAGCACCCUGGGA
This is a messenger RNA of Empidonax traillii (willow flycatcher), 2616 nucleotides long. It is a transcript of the gene GAS2L3, whose product is annotated as growth arrest specific 2 like 3. Gene Ontology annotation, cellular component: actin filament. The record is from RefSeq and is a predicted model, not a curated record. Bases 90 to 2234 code for a protein of 714 amino acids. Gene Ontology annotation, biological process: actin crosslink formation. Lineage: Eukaryota; Metazoa; Chordata; Aves; Passeriformes; Tyrannidae. The transcript is spliced from 9 exons. Gene Ontology annotation, molecular function: actin filament binding; microtubule binding; cytoskeletal adaptor activity.